Messenger RNA from Hypanus sabinus (Atlantic stingray), 1488 nucleotides. RefSeq lists its product as uncharacterized. NCBI's taxonomy places the organism in Eukaryota, Metazoa, Chordata, Chondrichthyes, Myliobatiformes, Dasyatidae. The record is from RefSeq and is a predicted model, not a curated record. Bases 578 to 1210 code for a protein of 210 amino acids. The transcript is spliced from 10 exons.
UUUGAUUUAACCUAAAUAAUUCUCGGGGGGGGGGGAUGUUCACUGGUCACAUGAUCGUGAAACAAUGAAGGGAAAACACAAGUAAAUUCCUCCCUGACCCAUUCGAGUCUCGGCCGGCAGUGGUAAGUUUGCACUGUCGAAGUACCUGGGCUGGUUCGCUUUGCUUCGCCCUCGCCGGGGCAGUAAGCCCAGUUCAGAACGGCUUCCAAACCGCCCGAUUGAGUUCCGAGUACCUCGAGGUGUCGCGUUGCUGCUGGCCUCCGUGAGAUGUUUUACAGAGUUUAGUCCCGCCACGUUUCCAAAUCUGGUUUGGGGGACAGAUGCUGAAUUUGCUGAGUGGUACGUCUUGCGUAAUUGCCUAAGGGAAGAAGAUUUUUUAAUUGGGCCGUCAAGGAGUUCAUGUCGGAAUGUGACUGCUGCUUCAGCAUAUCAGAAAAAUAAUUGCCCCACACUGAUCGAAAACCAUUGUCACCAACCCAUCUCCAACCUGCUACUCUGAGCCUGCAUUCUGCCUUACUGGUUCUCCUGUGGAAGGAUCUUCAAGAAAACACCAGCAAAGGGACAAUUUUCUUGAAGGAUGGAUGCACCAGCAAUUCAUGUGUCUUGGCCCAGCCCAUUUCCCAGACAUUCUAGAAAAAACACGCCUGGCCGCUCAGAUCAGGAGCAAAAUGUCAUCGGCUCAGCUACCAAGUGCAGCUCUGCUCUCCUCAGGAGACCUAAACAUGGUGUUUCAACAGAUCGACCAUCUGGCGUCAGCCAGCAAAUGAGCCGGUUACAAGAAAAGCAAAGGGCCACAGAACAGUGCAAGGUGCUCAAGCAGAUAGCCCAGAUAGUGCCACACAGAGUGGAUCGACUGUAUUAUAUCCAUGGGAGUCAUAUACCAGUUCAAGCCAAAUGUAAAAUGGACACCGUGACAUUCAGAAGGCUACAGAUGCGGAGAACCAGCCAGGAGUCUGUCGUAGGUCAAGAAGAUCACGAUGGGAUGAGUGAGGAAAAUGAACCAGGCAGGAGCUGUGAAACAACCCAGGCUGUAGAGUCUGGCAGUCAAGAUGACUCUAACGAGAAAUAUUGCCCCCAUCUCAUGCUGGUUUUUAUGACUGAACCUGCAGAAGAAAGUCCGGAGAAUCUUAAAGGACAAAUGGCACACAAAACAGAAGUGAAGGAUUUUGUCAGAAAAUCCAAGGCAACCACAAGGCAAAGACCUGAAUAACCCAAUUUCAACAUAAAGACUAAAAAUCAUUGCGCAGAGAAAGAGAACCAAAGGAAAAAAACACAAAUCAUGCAAACAGUAGAAGCAUUCCGAGCCAGACUGGGCUGCAGUUCCGCUCCCAGAGCAGCCGGAUCAGUUCACAGCCUUGUUGCUGCGGAGUUGAGGAAAUCGAUCCGUUUUACACAGGACUUACUUCAUUUUUCCAUAGUGGGACCAUCUACUUUUCAGGGUAGUUCCUACAACAGUGGCAGUACUUUCUCGUGUGUCUUGCUCACCUC